This is a messenger RNA of Macaca mulatta (Rhesus monkey), 801 nucleotides long. NCBI's taxonomy places the organism in Eukaryota, Metazoa, Chordata, Mammalia, Primates, Cercopithecidae. The record is from RefSeq and is a predicted model, not a curated record.
ACACUCAGACUGAGCCAACAGACUUUUCUGACCUGACAACCAGGGAGGCGCAGGAUGCUCAGUGCAGAGAGGAAGAAGCAGGUAGUCCCUGCAGCUGGAAGCCCAGCUCCCACCCCAGCUGCUUUGCAUGUCCCUCCCAGCUGCCCUACCUUCCAGAACCCAUAUCAAUGCCUGGGUCAGAGCCCUGGAGAGGAGCUGCUCAGUUACGACCCAGAGGGAACCAUGGAAGCCCCAGCACAACUUCUUUUUCUCCUUCUACUCUGGCUCCCAGAUACCACCGGAGAAAUUGUAAUGACGCAGUCUCCAGCCACCCUGUCUUUGUCUCCAGGAGAAAGAGCCACCCUCUCCUGCAGGGCCAGUCAGAGUGUCAGCAGCAACUUAGCCUGGUACCAGCAGAAACCUGGGCAAGCUCCCAGGCUCCUCAUCUAUGAUGCAUCCAACAGGGCCACUGGUAUCCCAGACAGGUUCAGUGGCAGUGGGUCUGGGACAGACUUCACUCUCACCAUCAGCAGCCUGGAGCCUGAAGAUGUUGGAGUUUAUUACUGUCAGCAGGAGAGUAACUGGCCUCACACAGUGAUUCAACCUGAAACAAAAACCUCAACAAGACCCUCAGUGUUUACUGAUUAUACCAGCUGCUUCCUUUACAGACAGCUAGUGGGGUGGCCGCACAGUUUUAGCAUCUCUGCUCUAUUUGGCUAUUUUGGAGUUCACGUUCUAAAGUCCAAACUGACUUAUAUUAAUCCAUUACCUCAUUCCACUUCAGCAUGGCUAUUAAUCGCAUUUUAGAACACAUCUCUGUUU